AUAAAUUUACUUUGGUCUGCAUCAAAUUUUAGCAGAAGUGGAGCAAAAACAAUCUUUACGCGCCCUAAAAAUAAAUUUUUUGUUUUUUUUUUUUUUGCUACAGCAUAGUGGAAAAUUAUUAAAAAAAUAUAUAAAGUUAGUUAUAAUAUAGUUUUAGUUAAUAAACAAAGAAUGGCAACAAAAGAAAGCACAGCACAAAAUUGGAAAAGACCAGAUGAGCUCAUACGUUUGCAGAGGCUAAAGCAACGCAAGAAACAAUUGGCAGCACGUUUUAAUUCUAAUAAUAAUAAUAACAACAAUAAUAAUAAUAAUGUAAGGGAUGUGGUCACAGAAACAGAUAAGGCCACCUUAUUGGAGGCAAAAAUGGCACAAAAACGUAAAAAUCCUUUUGCCAAAGCUGCAGAUAAUUCCAAGAAGCCCAAAACAGAAAUCAAAGAGGAAAAUGACGAUUCCUUAAUGGGUUUCAUUAGUUCUCCUGCCUUGCCAGUACGUGAAGCUUUUGUUAAGGAAACUCCUACCCGUCCUAAACCCGCCAAACUAGUACUACAACCUUUUGAUCCUAAGGCCUUCUCCAAACUUCUGCAACAGACUUCUAAUGCUGUAAUAGCUGGAGCGGAGGACGACGAGGUGGUUGAAGAACAGAAUAUAACAAAACAUUUGCCCAUGGAUUGGUGCCUGAAGACAAGAGUAAGAUUUUUUUGUCGUUCUGAGCUACCAGCCACCCAACUAAAGACCAGUCAAAUGGCCAGUGGACUUACUAGUUUUGUGCGUUGUAUAGACACACAAACAGAGGGCUGCGGUUUGGACAUUUCACCCGCAACCAGAUUCAAUCAGGCAACUUACUAUUGGCAGCAUCCUCACAUACCCUGGAUGACUUUGUUCCCACGCAAUUCACGCGACAAUACCGGCAUUACCCUAGGAGAAAGAGAACGCAAAUCUUUGGCAGAAGACUGGGAUUAUAGUUUUAGAGGUCUAUUCCAACUUUUAAGAGCCCGACAGUGUGCCUAUUUCUAUUUGUGUGCCAAUACAUUUACUGUGUUAUUUCGGGCAGCUGGCACGGGUGGCAGAGCAGAAAUACAUGCUCUCAUGUCGCCCACUACAAGAGGUAUGCGCCAGGCUUUAAGGCAAGAAGGUAUAGAAUAUACCAUGCCUCUUAAAAAGGAUGGCGGGUCAGGUCUAAACAAGUCGGUAGAUGGAGAAGACAGUAAUAGUAAUAACACUUUGCAGAAUGGUGAGACCAUCAAACUGGAAGAUAAUGAGGCGGAAAAUGAAGGCCAGGAAAAGAAUGAGGACGAUGAAGACGAAGAUGAUGAUUGGCUGGAAAGUUUAGAAGUGGAUGCUAAGGAGAUACGUAAAAUCCAAACAGCCCAUCAGCGUAAAAUUAAGGCUCAAGAAAUGUCUGAAGAUUUCAGUGACAAUUCUUUAGUCCUUAUUGAAGGUGUGGAGUGUCAGGGUUUCUUUAGCUUCUUGCUGAAUGCCAAAAGUACCAUAAGCACAGUCGGUCGUUUGGCUGGGGUACCACCCACACUAUUGGCACCGGUAGCUUUCCCCAAGGCUACCAUGCAGCAUUUGAAUACCCGCUCUAGCAAAGUGCGCAUGGAUGGUAUAGACUAUUUUAGCAUAGAGGUGAAGGGGAUAAUAAUGCCUUCAUUUCUUCCGUACGUCUGUCAACUACUAGGCGAAACAAAGGACACCUUUAGUGCCACUUUGGCCUCCACUACAAAUACGCUGGCCUUUAGCAAGGCCACACAAAAACUUCUGGAAGAUUCUGCUGGCCAGAGUCAAACACAAAAUGCAGAUGAUGAAGAACAAAAACCUUCGGAAGAUGAUAAUGAAGCUGGUGAAGUAUUUGGUAAAGAGAACUUAUCCGAUUGUGGUCUACAGGCGUGUGUUGUGGAGAAUAUGUGCCGUACGGGCCAUUUUGCCGUUACACUUUUGGAGCGUGUUUGUUAUGAUAAAGAAUAUGGUUAUGCUUGGAGCUAGUCAUAAUCUUUUAUACGUAUACGAUCCUUUUUUAGUGUUUUUUGUAUUUAUUUUCUGCAAUAAAGAUUGUCUAUAUGUA
This is a messenger RNA of Lucilia sericata (common green bottle fly), 2062 nucleotides long. It is a transcript of the gene hd, whose product is annotated as protein downstream neighbor of son homolog. The coding region runs from base 172 to 1983 and encodes 603 amino acids. The transcript has 3 exons. NCBI's taxonomy places the organism in Eukaryota, Metazoa, Arthropoda, Insecta, Diptera, Calliphoridae. The record is from RefSeq and is a predicted model, not a curated record. Gene Ontology annotation, cellular component: nucleus. Gene Ontology annotation, biological process: nuclear DNA replication.